AUGGAAAUCAUUUAUACUUUUAUCAUCAAACCAUCGACUUAUACUGGUACUUUAAUCAAUGCUCUACCUCUAUUCAUCCAAUAUGUUGUAUUCCUGAUUAAUAAAAUCUUCAAUCUAUUUCUUGCGGAUUAUGAGAACUUUGAAAAGGCUCUACCUGCAGUUAUUCGAUAUUUUUUGUCUUGGAAGGAUAAACUGGUGGCAGAAAUUUUGACAAACAAAGAUGAUGACAUUCAAAAGUUGAGGCUUUUGGCAAAUUACCAGAUCAUCCUCAAUCGCUUGAUGUCGAUCCAAAAAAAAGACCUGCUGCAUAUUGGAGAUCUUGAAAAUGUUUUCUUCGGCGAAUAUGAGUCGAUUUUCGCCUUUCUCAGACUUAAUACCUUAGCACUUGAGGGAAAUUUUUCUAACCUGACCAAUAGCCAUGCCCUCUAUUUGUCGGUGAUAUCGAAUUUUGAGCUCAUCAACACAUUCUUUUUCAAGGACGAAAUUCACUAUGUUCUUAAAAUGUAUUAUGACUAUUGGAAAUUUGCUUCCUCUAAAUCAAGAUGCGCAACCCAGACGGAAAAAGGAAUCCAAAAUUUGGUUAAUGCCAAUCUUUUGAUCGACGGAGAACGGAUCCAGCUUUCGGGACUUCCGUUCUCCAGCCACCGUUUAUGGAAGAUCAUGAAUGUCAAACAGAAACGCGAUUAUAAUGUAGAAUUUGCGCUACACAAGCGCCUAUCUGAUAGUUCAAUAUUUUCCAUCCUCAAAUAUAACAGCAUGCAUUUAUUUCUAAAUCAAAAAGAUGCCUUUUUGCUAAAGGAUAAUGAGAUAGAAGCCAAGCUUGUUUCCGAUGAUUUCAAACUUUGCCAUAGAAAUCUGGGUUUCAGAGUUGCAUUGAAUGGCACAAUGGUAGGAUCAGACGAUAAUGUCAUUGCGUUUCAAACUGAUUCUUAUAAUCCAGGUACCAAAGUGUACCUUUUUGAUUCAGAUGGAUUCGAGUAUGGAGAGAUUUAUGGCGGAAAUACUCUGAUUUUGAAAAACUCGUCCAAAUUUGUGGGAAAGCUAUCGAGCCCACUUCCAUGUUCUUUUUACAUAAAUUCGUUCUGCUCUUUCUCUUCGAAAUCGCAAUCGCUGCUUGAUGCCCUUUUAACGCGUGGGGUGCUUUUUAACUUUGCAUUGGACUCGUACAUUUUCACGCUAGAAAGUCAGGCUCAAUCCUUUUAUUUAUUCAACAGCUACGAUGGCCCAGCAAAGGACUUUUACGCCAUGAAAGAGGGGCGUCACGAGUAUUUCGUUGUUAUCAAGGGUGAGAAAUUCAAGAUCCACUCUCCUGCUGGGAUCGAGGAAAAUUUCUUCGCCUCCUCGAACUUGCCCUUUUUAUUUUUGUCCGUUGAAAAGUCUUCUCAAAUUAUCAUUCCAGUAAUUGUGUUGGAACCUAAAGAUUCAUACAAGUUUACUUUUCUCAAGGCCACGU
Mitosporidium daphniae is the source of this 1453-nucleotide messenger RNA. RefSeq lists its product as uncharacterized. The transcript has a single exon. The record is from RefSeq and is a predicted model, not a curated record. The annotation marks the transcript as partial. NCBI's taxonomy places the organism in Eukaryota, Fungi, Microsporidia.